AUGGAACGCAAACCCUCCGUUUCAGAGCCCACCAAUACCCUCAUCAUCACGCCCCUCCCUCUCCCCUUUUUUGAACCAAGGAUCUUGGACGCGCUUCGUGCACAUUUUGCCAGUUUUAGCACUACCUUUCUUCAUCGACGUAGUCCAUACAGCCCCAGCAGUGCCUACGGGCCAGGAGCGUCCAUCAGAGGCGACGCUGCCGCCAGAUCAGGCGAUGAUUCGGACGACCCACUCAGUAUGGAGGAUGAUGAAGAGGUUCUACCAGAGCAAGAGCCAGAAGGAGACCUCUACUCAUUUGUUCCCCUAAAGUCCUUCAAACGCGCCAUUGUCGUAUACUAUUCGAACGAGGAUGCAGAGCGAGCACGACUAGCAUCGGAUAGACUUUUCAUUCCCGAGACUCCCCGAUGUCCUGCUGUGACGCUGCGGGCGUUUCGAGGCCCACCGACCGUCUUGGUAGAAGAUGGCUGGUUCCCCGGGACCAAGCGACGACAUAUAAUCAGUGAUGAUGCCGAGGAAGGCUCAUGGUAUUUUGGAGGCUUCCCCAUGGUCUCGUCGCUCAACUAUGAUGACGAUGAUGGCGAAAUCAAAGAGUCUCCUUUUCAUCUUCGACCUCCAGUACCGGAACGCAACUUCCUCAUCUCUCCCCCUGGCUCUCCUCCCGUUGGAUGGGUCGCUGUCAGAGAGGAUCCGCCCAACGAGGUGCCGUUGGCGGAAGACUUGAUGGAGGCUCUCGAGAGAGUAAAGGCACAACGAAUGGCUGCUUCAGCCCAGCGUGUGCAGAAGCGGCGACGAUUCUCGGGAGACGGUCCUCGAUCAGUCACCAGCUCGAGCAAAAGCCGUAGCCGCAGUGGAUCCGAUAGCGAUUCGGAUGACAUGGAAGAACUGGAGCAAGAAGGAGUUAUGCUCAUUCCCGAGAGCGCGGCUGGACUUUGUGUCCGUGUCGAAAACUGGAGCACUCGGCGUCUGAUAAGGCUACAUCAGAGUCGGGAAAAAACGCGGAGACAGCGAGAACGCGCAAACUCGAAUCCAUUGGAUAAGAAGAAGACGAGGGACACCGUGGUCGAGGUUCAAACCUCGAUAACGGAGAUGGAAAUUGAACUCGACGAAGAAUUGGAUGAUGGUCGAUACGCAUCUGGUGUAGACUGGAAUCGUAUUGAUCAUGCACGAACUAUAAUCCCGGUUGUCGAUAUUCCCAUCGACGACGCCGAAGGAGGUGGAACGGAUAACUCACUGUUCCUCAGCGAGCGUGCGAUCAAAGGAGCACCGGCCAAAGCUCCUAAAUUGGGUGCCAAGCCGGCUCCUGCCAGGAUGCCUCCCGUACCCUCGAUUGGCUUGGACUUUCCGGGGAUCAACAAUGGUCUCGGCAUGGCGGGAUUCAAGCCUACCGCGAUGCCGCCGCUACGACCAACCGCGAUGCCCCCGUUUCCCGGCCGGGAGGCUACUGAAUCGUCGGCAUCGCUUGCUUCCAUCUCCUCCACAGCUGUUGAACCAAGUUUGACGCCGACUCAUACACCAUCUGUAUUGUAA
Messenger RNA from Serendipita indica DSM 11827, 1527 nucleotides. The record is from the annotation of a GenBank genome assembly. Lineage: Eukaryota; Fungi; Basidiomycota; Agaricomycetes; Sebacinales; Serendipitaceae.